AUGACUGAUAAAGGACGGAACCAUCCUAUGUUCGCUGGUUCCUAUAGGGUUCUUGCUGUCCUGCUCCCAUCGUGGCGGGUCAGGCUGGAGACUGCUGCUGGGAAUACAGCUGAGGAGAAGAGCAUUUUCACAGAGAUACAUCGCGCACUGAAUACCCCUGCUAUAGACCAAGCCUUUGUCGCCGCCAUCCGGUUGCUAGUGGCGGAUUAUUUAUCUCGCCACAAGUCGGACCCUUGCACUGCCGGGGCUGAUGCUGAUUGCUCCUUCACUUGGGAUCAGUGGGCCAAUGGGUUGAUGGAUGCUGGUAUCGACGGCCCCGGAGGAUUCAUAGAGUCAGCUGUCCUCGUGAUGGAAGAGGACGCCUCGGACCUCGUCCAGGCUGCGGCCCCGAGGGCUCUGGAUUGCUGCGUUAGGAUCAUAAUGGUCCACAGAGACCGCACAGCCCUGCACAACAUCGACUACAGCGGCAGCACUUCAGAGCCUCAAGUCCACCUCCUAUUCCAACCUGGCCACUACGAACUACUCAUACCGAUUCAACCGGAGAGAUACUCUAUCCUUCCCAUAAUAGACGACGCUACCCUUGUGCCCGCAGGAGUGCCCGUCCAAGGGCCACCGCAACCUAGCGCCAGUAACGAAUUCGAGGGGUUCAUGCAGCAAGUCCUCUCGAAAUAUCAUGCCCUCUGGGGCCAGUCUCGUUACCUCAGCAGUGUAGUGGACCAACUACUACCCCGCUUGGACGCUCGUGCUCGGCCAUCCCCCUAUGCAAACCCAGCAGAUGCUCGCUGUGAACUGACAGAGAUGCGCAACGUCUUGAAGAAUCUGGGAGAAGCCCAGCGACAGCUCAGUGCCAUGCCCGAGGACCCAAUGGACGAUGAGAAGCCGGUACCGCCUCUCUCAGUUCGCGAGGAGUCCGACGCCGAUACGCAGAUGCCGAAAUACCUCUCGGCUCUGCGAAAGGCGUAUGAAUCCUCUACACCUCCCAAGGGGGAAGGAGUCAAUUUGAAGGUUGAGGACGGCACUGAGGAGGCAUUGAUGGACUGGCCGGAGCUCCAGAACUCCAUCACGCCUGCAACGGCAUCAGCUGGAGUUUUCGUAUGCGGGUUGUGCGACAAAGAUGGUCAAAUCGUGGGCGACGAGGGAGAUGGGGUCCGGACUCCGUGUGGCGACAAGGUCCAUAAGGAAUGCCUUCGGCAAUUCGUCGAAAAAACUAUUGAGAAGAACAACACUCCGCUCGGGCAAGUCUUCCUGCAAACCAACAUGCGCGUUCAGGAGGUCAGCGACGAUGCCGAGAUGAACUCGGAGGCCGCGACUGCUGAUGAGCCGGAGGGGGAAGAGCCUGCUGAGGGUUGCGUCAUUUGCAAGAAAACUGGAAAAUUAGAACUCACUCUACCCUGUGGUUGCCAUGCUCACAAGAAGUGCCUCGAGAGCAGCGUUGAGGCCUUCAUAAGAGGCGGGCAGGCCCCUGCAGAGAUCGAAUGCCCUCAACAUACAGGACGCCGGUUGGGCGUCAGCUUCCUGGAGUCGACAGUGCCUGCUGCCCUCGAGCCUGUACGCUCUGUUUGGAGUGGUUUCUCAGCACGGGUGGCGGCUGCAGCCGCGGCCAGCGGAAGCACUCGGCAAGAUAACGGCGGGGGAUCUUUGAAGUGUCCCGUGUGUGGUGACAGCAUUGCGGUUGAGGCCAAUGAUGCUCUCCUUAAGAAGUGCCUCGACCCUGGUGCAUAUUACAAGCUUCACUCCGCUCGGGCCUCCCAGAAUAACGUCCCGAAGCCUUUACGGGAGCCUGAUACGAGUAGGCCUUCCUCUGACGAGAGGCUCACUUUAAAGCAAAAAUUUGAGCGUGGCUGGCGUCCCUGCCCUAAGGGCUGUCCCUAUCUUGGCAACUACCCCAGCUCGAAGGCUGUGGUGUAG
This is a messenger RNA of Perkinsus marinus ATCC 50983, 1908 nucleotides long. RefSeq lists its product as hypothetical. The record is from RefSeq and is a predicted model, not a curated record. NCBI's taxonomy places the organism in Eukaryota, Perkinsozoa, Perkinsida, Perkinsidae. The transcript is spliced from 13 exons. The coding region runs from base 1 to 1908 and encodes 635 amino acids.